Molecule: messenger RNA, 583 nt
Organism: Rhododendron vialii
Lineage: Eukaryota; Viridiplantae; Streptophyta; Magnoliopsida; Ericales; Ericaceae
Exons: 1
Coding region: 106-516 (136 amino acids)
Molecular function (GO): protein dimerization activity
Source: RefSeq, a predicted model, not a curated record
AACAUGGAUGAUAAAUUUGUUGUUGAAGGGAAAGGCCAAUGAAAAGCACAACAAAUUACUAACUUGCAUUAUUAUCACGUCGAGGUUUCUGCUAGAGUUAUUGAUAUGCAAUUUCAAGAACUAAAUGCUCGUUUCACCGAGGUAAAUAGUGAGUUGUUACUUUGUGUGGCAUGUUUAAAUCCAUCCAACUGCUUCAAUGAUUUUGCAAAGGAGAAAUUGAUUCGUCUUGUCGAGUUUUAUCCAAAAGAAUUUUCUCCAGUAGAGCUCAUGAUUCUUUUUGAUCAGCUUGAUUCAUAUAUCUUUGAUGUGCAAUUGAAUGAGGAUUUUUCGAGGUUAAAUGGACUUAAUGAUCUUUCUAAGAAAAUGGUAGAGACCGGGAGAGAUAAACUAUAUCCUUUAGUUUACUUGCUCUUGAAAUUGGCAUUGAUCUUACCGGUUGCAACUGCUACUGAUGAAAGAGUGUUUUCUGCGAUGAACAUUGUGAAGAAUCGACUGCGGAAUCGAAUGAAUGAUUAGUGGUUGAAUAAUAGUUUGGUAGUGUACAUAGAAAGAGAUGUUUUUGAUGGGAUUGAAAACGAUACAA